AUGGAGGAGAAGGAGAAAGCCCAAACGGAGAAUUUCAGCUGCAAGUUCUAUGGGGAUUUUUCUUUGGAAAGUAAUCCUGUGACUUUUCAAGAUGCCAUGAAAGUCUACAGCGAUCUGCCCCAAAAGCUCGGGGAGGAUGGAGAGAAGGCUGUGCCUGUCAGAGUUUGGCUGUACCCAUUGACCAAGCUAGAUUCCAGAGCAGCUAAGAUGGUGCGUGAGAUCAGCUUAGCACUGAUCUUUGAUGCUCAAACUGUCUUGGAGAAUCUGAAUGAAAUCAACAUGCGAUGCAAUGAUCUGGCUAUGAAUCCUGUUGCUGAAAACUUCCCAGAAUUAAAGAAGAAAAUCAAGAGAUUCAAGGAUCUGUGCAAGCAGCACAGGCAGACUUUCCAGAAACACCUGGCAGAAAUCCUGCCUUUGAUCCGGGGAGGCGGGAAAGAGGAAAGAGUUCUGGUGGACAUUUUAAUGUCCAUUAACCAGUCUCCCUUCAACAGCCAAAGACUCAGUGAGUUUUUGGAUGCCAAGGAAAAAGAGAUUAAUUUGUUGAAUUUUUACCUUAGUAUUCUAAGUGGAAUGGAAGUAAUCUCUUCCCAGAACAAACUGGUAGAAAUCGUGCUAAACCCUGCAAAUGAGUUUGUUGUCUCAUUUACCUUCACUUCUUUACAUGAUGAGGAACCAUUUUUAGCCACCUUACAAGACUGGCUUCAGAAAGAUUUUGUUCAGGAAACAGCAAAUUCCACCAGUGGCCAGUCGACACCCAAGAACAAAGAAGCCUGGUUUGAGCAUCAAGAGAGAAUUUGGAAUGCUCGUAACGCUGCCAAAUCCAUUACAGAUUUUUCCCAGGUCAAUAAAUCAAACGGGAAGACCCGGUUCCUUGUGGCUUCUGUCCCAGAUCAGGACAACCCAGGAGCUUCCAUUUACCUCUAUGAAGAUGGGAAGAUGGUCAGCAGCAACUUUGAGCUGCCCUCAAAACCUCUCCCUCCCCUGGUUGGCCGAACUGGACAUGACCAUGUGCAGCUGACAUUUCAACCUGCGGAGUAUGGGAGGGCUGCAAUCUCCAGCUAUCAAGUAGAGUACAAGAUUGCAGGAGAAGAAAAUUGGAAGAUUGUGAAUACUGACGACAGUCAGGAGACAUUCCAAGUGAGAGGGUUGAGCGCAAACACAGAAUACCAGUUUCGAUACAGCGCUAGGAGCAAACCAGGACUUAGUGAGACCAGCAAUGUGAGUAAAUCUGUACAGACACUUCCUACCAGCCCUCCUGGGGAACUGAGAGUGAUAAUCGCAGAGUCUUCCAAAAUCAGUAUAGCCUGGGAGAGCCCAAAGGUCAUUGGCCAGGGAGCUGUUAUAAAGGAAUACAAAGUGGACUACAGUGAAGAGGCUGGAGAGGCAAAAAGCAAGGACAAAGAUGAAUGGGCUGAAAAAAGAACAGGGAAGAAAACAGAGUUCUGUGAGAUGGAUGGUCUGAAGCCCCAGACACCCUACAGAUUCAGAGUCUCAGCCAUGUGUGCCGAUGGGGCUGAGAGUGAGCCCAGCAUAGAGAUUGAGGUUUCCACAUUGGAAGGAGACAAGAGAGUAGCUUGUAAAUACCUCCAAGGCAGCACCCGCGUGGAGGAUGGGCCACCAGCAGUGUAUGCUCUGCCCCUGGAGCCCAUACAGGAUGCCUCUGGAUCCUGUCUAACAUACCAGCUAGGGAAAGAGAACAUUCAUGCCCCCAACAAAGUGAUCAUGGUGAUGGGGGCAACAGGAUCAGGGAAAACCACUCUCAUCAAUGGAAUGAUCAAUUAUGUCCUGGAUGUGCAAUGGGGAGAUGAAUUCCGAUUCAAACUUAUUCAUGAAAAUACCAACAGAAGCCAAGCUCAAAGCCAAACAUCAGAAGUGACUGCCUACGUUGUCCACUACUGCAAGGGUUUCCAAGUCCCCUAUUCCCUCACCGUUAUUGACACUCCAGGAUUUGGAGACACAAGAGGAAUAGAGCAUGACAAGUUGAUAACAAAGCAGAUCCGGGAGUUUUUCUCCUCCCCAGGGGGCACUGAUCAUAUAGACGCCAUCUGUAUUGUCGUCCAGGCCUCUUUUGCUCGUUUAACUCAUGCCCAGAGAUACGUCUUUGAUUCUGUGCUCUCCAUCUUUGGCAAAGAUAUAAAGGACAACAUCCAAGUCCUGAUCACAUUUUCAGAUGGAAAGACCCCUCCUGUUCUCGAGGCCAUUAAGGAAGCCAAUGUACCAUGUGCUAAGAAUGCCAAGGGCACCCCUGUGCACUUCAAAUUCAACAAUUCAGCACUGUUUGCCAACAAUCCUGUGGAGCCGGGAGGCAACUUCAAUUUUGAUGAAAUGUUUUGGAAAAUGGGCACCAUGAGCAUGAAGACCUUCUUUGAUUCAUCCCACACGCUAGAAAGCAAGAGCUUAACAUUGACAAAGGAAGUGCUCAUGGAGCGAAAAGAGCUUGAAGCUGCUAUUGAAGGGUUGCAGCCCCAAAUCAAAGCUGGACUGGCCAAGCUAGAAGAACUGAGGAAGACGCAGGAAGCCCUGGACAAGCAUAAGGUUGACGUGGCGGCAAACAGAAACUUUACAUAUGAGGUAGAGGUAACUGUACCAAAGAAGGAGGAUAUAUCUGGCAUGGGAAAAUACAUAACUAAUUGCAUGAAUUGUCACUUCACCUGUCACUAUCCUUGUAGAAUUCCUAGAGAUGAAGAUAAGCAUCAUUGUGCAGCUAUCAAUAAGAGGACAGGAAGAUGCAAAGUCUGUCCAGGCCAGUGUGAGUGGAGUGUGCACUUCAAUCAGAAAUACAAAUUUGAAUAUACAACAAGAAAAGAGAGCAGGACCUAUGAAGAACUGAAGCAAAAGUAUGAACGUGCCUCUGGUGAGCUGAUGACCACAGAGAAAUUGCUUAAAAAUCUUAAUGAGGACUAUGAAGAAGUGAAGGACAUCUUAGAAGAGCUUAUCCAGAAAUCAUCUCAAAGCCUCCAGCGCCUUCAGGCGAUUGCACUGAAGCCCAACCCACUCUCUACCCCAGAGUACAUUGAUCUGCUCAUCCUGUCCGAAGAACAGACGCUGAAGCCUGGAUAUCAGCAGCGAAUCUGGUCCCUGAAGGAAGUGAGGAAAGUAGCUGAGUUGAUACAGAAAAUUGCCAACAAGGAGCCUCUGCUACCUGGAGAGCAGAAGCUGUAUGAUCAAAUUGAAGUAAAAAAGGCCUCUCGAGGAGGCAAACUUAGGAAAUGGGGGGAAGUUGUUCCAAACUGGUUUAAACAAGGGGAUCAUAUAUAGCUUUUCAGGCACGCUUUGUUUGCUUUUGGCUAUCAGCAGAGAGCUCAGGUUCUGUGGGUGUAAUUCAGACCAGAGUCUCUUGCUCUGUGUGCAUACUUGGGUGAAGGUGGCUGUGAAAACAUUUGCAGCUGUUGUGAGGUGAGCUUAUCCACAUCUUCAUUUGCCCGGCCACUUUUGCUCGGGGAAACCUGAUCUUUAGUGCUGAAUCAGAACUAACAGCAAUCGGGUUUUCCGUGGAAUGCCAUUUGUUCUGAUUUAGCGCUAAAGAGCAGGCUGGAGGAAAGCAGUGGGGCAAAGGCAAAAUUGCUUGGAGCUGUGCCUGGAAAGUGUGAGACGAGAUGAAAACUGCUCAAAACCAUGCUUCCCAGGCACGGAACAGACAGAAGUGUGAAUGAGCCCUUUGUUGCUGCAGACAAAAUGCUUCCCAGUCAUUGUUCCUACCAGCUUAUUGUCUAAUUGGUGCUGGGUGAAAUGCUGUUCUCUCCAGGGAUUUGUAUUACCUCCGAUGACUGCCAAUAAUAAUAAUAAUAAGGAAAGUGAAUGGGGCCUGCUUCUAACCACCACAGAAUAAAACAUGCCCAUAAAUCUGCCUGCCCUAGCAGUCUUUGGAACGUGAUUGGAAACUUGGGGUGUUGCAGGAAUGCUCUUGACAGGAGCUGCUUAUGGCCCCUUUGUCCUAGCAAGCUUUUGACCUGCCUGAUUGAUCUCUCUCCCAUUCUGAGGCAUUGCUUAUUCUGUAUUGUUCCUUAUCCAUAGAAUCUUAGAAUUGUAGAGUUGGAAGAGACCCUGAGGGUCAUCUAGUCCAACGCCUGCAAUGCAGGAACUCAACUAAAGCAUCCAUGACAGAUGGCCACCCAACCUCUGCUUAAAAACCUUCAGUAAACGAGAGUCCACAACCUUCUUUUUUUAAAAUAUAUUUUUUAUUAACCGGCCAAUCUAAUCAAAUUAAAUCACAUCACAUAAAUUCCGAAUUACAAAGCCGAAUUUUAAAUUUUUUUGGGGGGACCCAUAUUUCAAUAUCCGAAGGGGGAUUCUGAUCAUCUUCUUGCUACUGCGUUAAUGUCCAAAUCAGUCCGAAUCAAUCCAAACAGAGUUCAUAAUUCUAUCCAGUCUUUUCUUGCUCUUUCCACAUCACAUCUUGUUCAUAUAUUUUCUCUUUUUUCUUUAUGAUCUCUUCUGAUAGUCUCCUUAAGCCGAUAAACACCAAUAAUAAUCCUGUGUGAAUAUUUCCGUUCUUCCAAUCCUCAAAUCGAGAUGGUUUCCAUAUAUCAUCGCCUUCAUAGAUAACAUCGCUCUUUCCAUCAUUAAUCUCGCAAAACUGUCGCUCUUAAGUCCCUCUGAGGAGUUUCACCCACAAUAUAAAAACAGCUCUAUUUCUCUAUUUCUCCUCCCAGACUCAAGACCUCCGACAGAACUUCCCAAUAUGGCAACAGCAUUUUUAACUGCGUCAUUCCAAAGCUCUUAUACAUUCCACGCUCUUCUUAAAACAUGCUUUGGUUCGAAAGUUUAUCUCCACACAGCCUUAAAUCCACAGCUUAAGUCCUUAAUACGACAUUUCUGACUUGUAAGGGGAGGGGAUUCUUGUUUAAUCACAUAAGGAAAGAAAGUAAAGUUUUUUCCCCCCUCCCCCAUCAGUCAUUUGCCAUACCGAGUCUUGGCGUAUCUUCUCAUGAUUUAUUCUUGUUCCUCCGACUUGUCUUGUUUUAUCAGAGAUCUCUUCUGUUAGCAGUCUUUACUCCCCCUCCUUCCUUGAAAUAUGUGCAUUCCUUCAUCCAAAUUGUUUCUUUUGAAGUUCUUGCCGCUAGUGGCGCAGAUGAGGGACGGCGUCCAGGAGCGCCGAAAUCCCACAGGAGGGCUUUGUGCCUAGUGCCCCCAUCCCCACAAAUUCGGGGGUGGUAUAGGGCACAGCAGGCAAGGGCAGUCCCCCCCACAUCCUGGGGGAGGGUAGGGAGGCUAAUUACUCCCAUCAUAGCCUCCAAAUUACCUCGUGUGGGUCGGAGAGAUGUUAUUGUCAGCCAUCUUCUGAUGCGCCCCCUAGUGGCUCUCAAGAGUCCACAACCUUCAGAGACAGUCUCUUCCACAGUCAAACUACUCUUACCAUCAGAACGUUCUUCCUAAUUUUUAGUCAAAUCUCCUUUCUGGUAACUUGAAUCCAUGAGUCUGGUUCCUACCCUCUGGAGCCUCUGGACCCUCUGGAGUAGAGAUAUGAAGAUGUUUCUCCUGUCUCCUCUUAGUCUCCUCUUCUCCAGGCUAAACAUACCCGGCUCCCUCAACCGUUCCUCAUAAGGCUUGGUUUCCAGAGUAUAUUUUCAACUGGCGACUGAUUGGAAUCUCUUUGUGUGUGAUUACUUGUAAUAUUUUUUCUUUCAUUUUCUCAUUGUUAGCCAUCUAGAUGUAUUUUUGAAGAUCCAGUAGGAUAUCAUUUCUUUUUGAAAACACUCCUUAGCACUUAACCCUGGAUAUAUCUGCAUUUUGGGGGAGAAUAUUUUCUUUGUACCAGCAGUGCCAAAGAGGCUCCCUGCCAAGGAAUUCCUGGAGCUGAAUCAGAAAUCCAGUCGGAAGGGUCCAUGCCUAGAAGCCAUAUUCACCAGCAGGCGACUAGGGCAUGACCAGAUCACCUCUGCGGGCUGACAACUAGGUCAGACCAGAUCCUGCCUCUUUCCCUGCACUGGGAGACUGCUGAGAAACUUGACUGCCGGAGAUGUCUUGUCACUUUGCAUUUUGAACCCUGCACGCUGUAACCACAACUGCCCACUGAUUUAACCCAUAUUUGGGGAGUCAUGUUUUGCUGCUCCUUGCCUGCUUCCUGCAGCUGUGCCGUGAAACAGCCUCUAAAUAAAAGCUACUCUGUUCUUUAAGAAGGGUCUCAUCAGUGUCUCCUGAGCAGGGCCUGUGCAAGACAUUUUGCUACCUGAGGCGAAUUACAAGAUGGCAUCCGUUCCUCAUACAGAAGUCGGAUCAGCAGUUGGACCUUAACCCAGCCUGACUGCUGAGAGAGUGUCUCCACCACACCUGAGGCAGCACGAGAUUUUAGUAGGGCCAGGAGGACAUGCUGGGUAGCAGAGCUGGGCACCACAUUCAGCUGAAGCCCAAAUCCUUUCCCCAGUUUUUUAUAAUUAAGGUUUUAUUCAGACUUUUCAUAUUACAUUUCAUUGAAAAGCAAACUGAUCUAAAGAAGAAGAGAAAGAAAGGUGCAAAGUCCUCUCUGACAGGUAGAUCUUAACUCUUAACCCGCACAGGAGGGAGGGAUCCGGGCUUGGGUCAAGUUGGGUCGAGACAGCCCCAGAUCAGGUCAGGCCCCUCGCUGCGAUCCAGAACUGUCAGGUGGCCAAACUGAUGGUAGCACCAGGCAAGCUUCUGUGGAAGAGUCUGCCUAUGAACCUGCCUUACUCCAGAGAAGUCCUGGGGGUCAUCUUUCCCAGGAUUCUGACUGGCAACGGCUGCCUCAUGCAGAGGUCUCUCAAGUCCUAGUCCAACACUCUAACCACUGCACCACACGGACUAGGAUGGUUGGGAAAUGGCUCCCCAGCUGUGACUUAGCCAAAUGGCUCAGUUUCAACCAUUUGUUCAGAUUAUUCUAAAUCCGAUUGCAAAUGUAUUCUGGUUCAUAAAUGCAGACAUUUUGUGGUUUUCUAAUAUUCUGCUAAACUAGAAUUGGUAAUAUGUGAGAUUUCCCCCUGUCAUUAUCAAGUCUGUUUCCUGUGGAUGUACUCCAGAUUCAUCGGCUAGAUUUAGCUAACACCCUGGGAUCUCCAUUGACAAUCACACCUGCAAAAAUGCAAUCUCCCC
Molecule: messenger RNA, 7047 nt
Organism: Podarcis lilfordi (Lilford's wall lizard)
Lineage: Eukaryota; Metazoa; Chordata; Lepidosauria; Squamata; Lacertidae
Source: the annotation of a GenBank genome assembly